ACCGGUUGCUGAUAAAAUACCGCCUCCGGUUUUAUUACUCGGAGUUAGCAAAACUAGCAAAACCUUAAACAGACUUUACCUUCAGACCGAGGCAACCAAACUAUCAGGGACCGCACUGUGGGCAGCCGUGUAGUAGUUUUAUCGCGUCGCGCUGUGUCUACAGUGUUGACAGGGCACUGGAGGUCACUUCCUGAUUUACUGACUGUCGGCAAUAUGCCUUAACAGUUUCCAAACGCUCUGCCUCACUUUAAAUCCCCGCGUUUUACGUGCCCGGACGUUUUCUGUGAAAACGGCAAUAGUUUUUGACUUUGUUUUGAAGCCGAGCAGAGCUUCAUUCAGUCGUACGGCAGGUGAAUUUAUCGAUUCGCAUGUUUUUCUGGCAUGUUCACAUCGGUGAGGAUGUUUUAAAAUGGCGGUGUCAGCGUCACAACAGUGAAGGUGAGGAAGUGAUGGACGCACACACGUCUCUCCACCUGCAGCAGGAACAUGGCAGAAGCAGAGCACUCGACCUAUGAAAGCAACAUCAACUCUCACAACAACGAUGGUCCUGAGGUCUCAUCGUUUAGCAACUCUUCCAUCAACCAGUGUUUGCCGAUUUCCUCCAAGCCUCUCACUCAAAACCAUGUCAACCAUCACGUGCCCUCAGACUCUCAGCCGCCAAAUGUUUCCCUCAGCUGCAAAUCAUUUACUUCCUUUAACGGUACAUGUGAAGAGGAUCGAAGUAGCUUGGCCUCUCAAGACUCUGGUAUUCCCACCCUUGAGAUCAACCCACCUGAGCACAUUCAUGCUCGAGUCACCACUGCUGAGCAGGUGGUGCCACCUCCACAUGAUGAUAAUCCAGCAACAUUAAACUUGGAUAUCUCAGAUGGUUCCUUACUCAAGUCUUCCACCUUCCCCCGUUGUGACUUUGAUUUGGUACGUCACUAUGGUCAAAGUGGGCUCUCAAGCGCAGCUGGCAAGGGUACUUUGAACCGUAGUGAUGAUAUUUCGGUGUGCAGUGUGUCCAGUUUAAGUACUGAGUUUUCGACCACAUUAUCAGUCAGUAAUGAGGACUUCCUUGACUUCAUGGUUACAUCUGAGUCCAGCGCUGUUGUUACAUUUGAGAAUGAAGAUGUCUUGCAUCGGUUUGACAGUUCACUCUCUGCACCUAUUGACCUUUAUGGCAAGUUGAACAACCCUCAGCGACAGUCUGUGGGGGUCUCUGCAGCACACGAGGCUCUUCCAAAGAGACUGGGUCCACUUGCCAGCUUUUUCAACAGGGGUCUUUUUGCUAAGAGGAUGAAGGACACUGGUGCACUAGAAGGGCAGAGAGAGCCUGGGUGGAAGCUGUUUGGUAAAGUUCCACAUAAAGAUCUUCCAACCAAAGACUCCAGGAAACUACAAAAGGAAUAUGAAAGAAGGAGUGGACACACAAGCAAUUCCACAUCUCCCAAAAAGAAUGUAAGAAAGAACCUGGACUUUGAGCCUCUUUCAACCACAGCGCUUAUACUUGAGAAUCGUCCAGCGAAUCUUCCUGCAAAGCCUGAGGAAGAAGCCCAAAAACACAGACAACAAUAUGAGGAGAUGGUGGCUCAAGCCAAGAAAAGAGAGCUGAAAGAGGCCCAGAAACGGAAGAAACAGCUGGAGGACCGGUGUAAACUAGAGGAAAGCAUUGGCAAUGCUGCUCUCACCUGGAGUCAGGAGAUAUUACCCAACUGGCAAAGCAUGUGUUCAUCGAAGCGGGUGAGGGAUUUAUGGUGGCUGGGUUUGCCACCCAGUGUGAGGGGUAAAGUCUGGAGUCUGGCGAUAGGAAAUGAAUUGAACAUCACAGAUGAGCUGUAUGACAUAUGUUUGGCAAGAGCAAAGGAGAAGUGGAAUGCCUUUGUAGCCCCAACGGCUGCUGCGGAAACUGAAAGUGAAGAUGCAGGGUUGUCUCAUGCUGAUCGAGAGGCCAGUCUAGAACUCAUCAAGUUAGACAUUUCCAGAACAUUUCCCAAUCUCUGUAUAUUCCAAGAGGGGGGCCCAUACCAUGAUGUAUUGCACAGCAUUCUGGGAGCUUACACUUGCUAUCGUCCUGAUGUGGGUUAUGUGCAGGGAAUGUCCUUUAUAGCAGCGGUGUUGAUCCUCAACCUGGACACUGCUGAUGCCUUCAUUGCAUUCGCCAAUUUGUUGAACAAGCCUUGUCAAAUGGCUUUCUAUAGAGUGGACCACAGCCUUAUGUUGACAUACUUUGCGGCAUUUGAAGUGUUCUUUGAAGAAAAUCUACCAAAGCUUUUUGCACAUUUUAAAAACAACAAUCUGUCCUCUGAUAUUUAUUUAAUCGACUGGAUCUUCACCUUGUACAGCAAAUCUCUCCCUCUGGACAUUGCGUGUCGUGUGUGGGACGUGUUCUGUCGGGACGGUGAGGAGUUUCUCUUCCGCACUGCACUGGGUAUAUUGCGGCUUUAUGAGGACAUCCUCACACACAUGGACUUCAUCCACAUCGCUCAGUUCCUGACGCGUCUGCCGGACUACAUCUCUGCUGAGGAGAUCUUCUCUAGCAUUACCACCAUCAACAUGAACAGCAAGAACAAGAAAUGGCCACAGGUUCUUCAGGCUUUGCAGAAAGGACAAGAUCGGGGCAGUCCACUACUGAAACGCUAAGGAUGCUUCCUCAUGUCCUCUCUUCCAGCACAGACUAAGAGACAAACUCAUGUUGACAGUGAGCACUUCCUGCAGACCUCUGGACCACAUCAGAGACCCACUGUACACGUCCUCUUCCUUGCAGACUGAAAGCAACACAUCCUGUGAAUGUACACUCCAACUCUCAAUUCAAUGUGGCGAUGUAAGUUUGUGAAGCUCUGAACUAUUCCACGUCUCUAUCCUCCUCAACUUUUCUCUUCUGCUUCAUCCCUUUUGUCUUAUAAAUGUGACUUUCCAUCGAAGAGAAAUAAAAUAAUGUAUGUUUUGC
This is a messenger RNA of Danio aesculapii, 2929 nucleotides long. RefSeq names its product TBC1 domain family, member 14 (gene tbc1d14). The transcript is spliced from 15 exons. NCBI's taxonomy places the organism in Eukaryota, Metazoa, Chordata, Actinopteri, Cypriniformes, Danionidae. Bases 487 to 2622 code for a protein of 711 amino acids. The record is from RefSeq and is a predicted model, not a curated record.